Messenger RNA from Musa acuminata AAA Group (dessert banana), 1991 nucleotides. RefSeq names its product ribulose bisphosphate carboxylase large chain. The coding region runs from base 1 to 1464 and encodes 487 amino acids. The transcript has a single exon. NCBI's taxonomy places the organism in Eukaryota, Viridiplantae, Streptophyta, Magnoliopsida, Zingiberales, Musaceae. Gene Ontology annotation, molecular function: ribulose-bisphosphate carboxylase activity; magnesium ion binding. The record is from RefSeq and is a predicted model, not a curated record. Gene Ontology annotation, biological process: carbon fixation.
AUGAGUUGUAGGGAGGGACUUAUGUCACCACAAACAGAGACUAAAGCAAGUGUUGGAUUUAAAGCUGGUGUUAAAGAUUACAAAUUGAAUUAUUAUACUCCUGACUACGAAGUCAAAGAUACUGAUAUCUUGGCAGCAUUCCGAGUAACUCCUCAACCUGGAGUUCCGCCCGAAGAAGCAGGGGCUGCGGUAGCUGCCGAAUCUUCUACUGGUACAUGGACAACUGUGUGGACUGAUGGACUUACCAGUCUUGAUCGUUACAAAGGGCGAUGCUACCACAUCGAGGCCGUUGUUGGGGAGGAAAAUCAAUAUAUUGCUUAUGUAGCUUAUCCUUUAGACCUUUUUGAAGAAGGUUCUGUUACUAACAUGUUUACUUCCAUUGUGGGUAAUGUAUUUGGUUUCAAAGCCUUACGAGCUCUACGUCUGGAGGAUCUGCGAAUUCCCACUUCUUAUUCCAAAACUUUCCAAGGCCCGCCUCACGGCAUUCAGGUUGAAAGAGAUAAGUUGAACAAGUAUGGUCGUCCCCUAUUGGGAUGCACUAUUAAACCAAAAUUGGGAUUAUCUGCAAAAAACUACGGUAGAGCGGUUUAUGAAUGUCUACGUGGUGGACUUGAUUUUACCAAAGAUGAUGAAAACGUAAACUCACAACCAUUUAUGCGUUGGAGAGAUCGUUUCUUAUUUUGCACCGAAGCACUUUUUAAAGCGCAGGCCGAAACAGGUGAAAUCAAAGGACAUUACUUGAAUGCUACUGCGGGUACAUGUGAAGAAAUGAUGAAAAGGGCCAUAUGUGCCAGAGAAUUAGGAGUUCCUAUCGUAAUGCAUGACUACUUAACUGGUGGAUUCACUGCAAAUACUAGCUUGGCUCAUUAUUGCCGUGACAACGGCCUACUUCUUCACAUCCAUCGCGCAAUGCAUGCAGUUAUUGAUAGACAGAAAAAUCAUGGUAUGCAUUUCCGUGUACUAGCUAAAGCAUUACGUAUGUCUGGUGGAGAUCAUAUUCACGCCGGUACAGUAGUAGGUAAACUGGAAGGGGAACGUGAGAUGACUUUAGGUUUCGUUGAUUUAUUACGUGAUGAUUAUAUCGAAAAAGACCGAAGUCGCGGUAUUUUCUUCACUCAAGAUUGGGUCUCUAUGCCAGGUGUUCUGCCCGUGGCUUCAGGGGGUAUUCAUGUUUGGCAUAUGCCUGCUCUGACCGAAAUCUUUGGGGAUGAUUCCGUACUACAGUUUGGCGGAGGAACUUUAGGACACCCUUGGGGAAAUGCACCUGGUGCAGUAGCUAAUAGGGUGGCUUUAGAGGCGUGUGUACAAGCUCGUAAUGAGGGACGUGAUCUUGCUCGUGAAGGUAAUGAAAUUAUCCGUGAAGCUAGCAAAUGGAGCCCUGAACUAGCCGCUGCUUGUGAAGUAUGGAAAGAGAUCAAAUUCGAAUUCGAACCAGUAGAUAAGCUAGAUAAAGAGAAAAAGUAAGUGUGCAUAAUUCAGUAAUUCCUGUUUGUUCUCCUAAUUGAUUGCAAUUAAAGUCGGCCCAAUCUUUUCCUAAAAAAAAGAUUGGGCCGAUUGCCGAAUAAAAAAAAAAAGAAUGAGCAUUCUAUACUAUGUAUUUGCAUAUAUCUUUUAUAUGUACAGAUGUACAGAUCUUACCUAUAUAUAUACAAGAUAAGAUCGAAGACUAAACAACUCAAUACUUCUAUUGUUUGUUGUUGGAUCCAUAGGAUUGGAUUAAUUAUGGAUCCUUGGGAUUGGUGGACUUUUUUAUAUCUCCUAGUUUCAGGCCAUAGAUCAAGCCAAGGGAAAGGCUCCUUUACCCAUCCUAUAUAUUGUCUUUUUCGUUCCAUGUUAAAAUAGAAACUUAAUUAUUUGAUUAUACGAGAACAAAUUCUUUAUUCUUUAUUUAUAGAAAUAAACAACUAUCUCUAUUUUCGAUGAGAAUUUGUACAUCACAUGGAAGAAAGCUGUGUCUUUCUAUUUUAAAAUUUAUAAAAAGAUUCUAUCAA